CAGCAUUUUGAGGUAAACGAUCCAGUCUUUAUCUCCGUUGAUUGAUCAGUUGAGUGCUGCUGCUUCGCUAUGACCCGCGGAUUGCAAAAGUUGCAAGCUAGAGCCAACGCUGAAAAGCGCGCAGCCGCCAAUGCGCCUCCCAAGAGCCAACUGAAGGCUAUGGUAGAAGGCAAUAAAUUCAAGUGCCCCAAAUGUCUCAUCAUGAUUGCCAAUUACAAGCUGAUCGUCCAACACAUGGAGGCGAAACAUCCCAAAGAGCCUAUUCCACCAGAGUCCUCUUUCAAUGUUUAAUUUAACACAUCUACACAUCAUUACACAUCAUUACACAUCAUAGUACCAACCGGUCCUUAGACAUUAUUAGAAUAUUAAAAAAAUGUGUUUUCAUUCAG
Lobosporangium transversale is the source of this 389-nucleotide messenger RNA. Its product is annotated as putative zinc finger protein. NCBI's taxonomy places the organism in Eukaryota, Fungi, Mortierellomycota, Mortierellomycetes, Mortierellales, Mortierellaceae. The transcript has a single exon. The record is from RefSeq and is a predicted model, not a curated record. The coding region runs from base 70 to 291 and encodes 73 amino acids.